CUCAUCCGCUGUUGCUGGCAAGUUCCUGGUCCCGAAGUUAUCGGACUCCGAGUCUGUUCAUUUACCGUACCUUCGAGCUCCCAAUCCUUUUGAACUCGAUUCUUAGGGGAGAUUUAUCACUGGAAAGACGCUCGAAAGUUGCAAGUCGCAACAUGAUCGAGUUCUGCUCGAUCAAUGGAAACAGUGGCAGCAUCACAACAGCUAUUAUGUAACAGCCUCGUCACUGCUUUGAGCCGUUAUAAGCGCCUAACGGCAGUGGAACUGCGUGUGUAUCUCCCACCACCCACGCAAGAGCCACUAAUCACUCACAUACGACGCCGACGACCUCAUGCAAGAUAAUGUCUACCUCCCUCAAUUUAUGACACAGAAUCUUGGACCACCGAGAGAACACUCCAAUGCGCCUGUCAAGUUUUCCUCAGAAAACAAUUAUGUGAGUAUUCGCCUUGCCGACCAAGAAAACACUGAAAUUCCAGCGCAGGAAUUACUUUCAAAUAUAAUUAGCUUGCUCGAGCAGUACGAGAAGCAGCUGGCGAUACAUUAUGGGAUGGCAAGUGGAGCAACACCAGACGUUGAUUCGGUCGCGGUGUUCCAAGAGGCAAAAGCUAGGGCGAUGCGCAAGAAAGACGGCUCUUCCCUUGCGGCAUAUCAAUUUCUCCACCAACUCUAUCGCAUUAGGCUCCGAUUUCAAUACAAAUCCAUUACAUCACCGUUCCUUGCGAAGCAGGACAGCCCCUCGACCAUCGAGCCACCUCUUGAAGUGGAGCGCUCAACAUUCUGGGCAGUGAUAAUAGGCAUCGACGCGUAUGAUUCGUAUCCAUUGCAAGGAUGCGUAUCAGAUGCCACUUCAAUGGAGAAAUACCUGAAAGAGGACUUGGGCGUGCCGCAAGAACGAAUACAGCUACUUCUUGGUUCUGAACACAGCUCGUCCGAAGACCUCUUCUUUCCAUCCCGUGUCAAUAUUGUCAACACACUUCUUGGUCUCAUUGAUAACCCUCAAAUCGAAGCAGGUGACAAUAUCAUCAUCUACUUUUCCGGGCACGGUUCGCGCUACUUCUCAGAUGCAUCCUUAUACCGCGACACCGAUUCUGAGGAGGACGAAGGGAGCCCUAUUGAAGUAGAGGGAUCCAUCGAAACCAUUUGCCCCAUUGACAGAGAUACCUUCGAUGCCAGUGGGUUACGAAUCCCUGACAUCAGCGACCGAGAGAUUAACGCUAUCUUCCAGCAGAUCUCUCGAAGCAAGGGCCACCGAAUUACUUUUAUCCUCGACUGUUGUCAUUCUGGUAGCAACAUUCGGCAUUUCCCUGAGCCUGGUACACGUACUAUUCCCCCACUACCACGCGCGUCUCUUCAACGCAUGCUCCACAUGGCCGAUGGUAGCCUUGGUCACUAUCCUACGUACAAAUCGAUUUCGGCGACGGAUUGGCGCCCAGAUAUGUCUUCUCAUGUCGUUCUCAUUGCGUGCAAGGAAUACCAAACAGCGAGAGAAGUGGAAACCGAAAGGGGGUAUGGAGGGAUUUUCACCGACGCGCUUCUUGGUACCCUUCGAACAGGGAAUCUGAGUGAAGAGUCGACGUAUGUUGAUCUUCUUUUCUCGCUUCCACGGAGGCGCGGUCAGACACCUGUUGUUGCUGGGAAGCAUAAGCGUGAGCGCCUCUGGUACAAGGACUAGGUAGGCGGACUGUAGCUCGUC
This is a messenger RNA of Guyanagaster necrorhizus, 1690 nucleotides long. RefSeq lists its product as uncharacterized. Gene Ontology annotation, molecular function: cysteine-type endopeptidase activity. Gene Ontology annotation, biological process: proteolysis. The record is from RefSeq and is a predicted model, not a curated record. Lineage: Eukaryota; Fungi; Basidiomycota; Agaricomycetes; Agaricales; Physalacriaceae. The coding region runs from base 329 to 1669 and encodes 446 amino acids. Gene Ontology annotation, cellular component: cytoplasm. The transcript is spliced from 3 exons.